Molecule: messenger RNA, 1294 nt
Organism: Coregonus clupeaformis (lake whitefish)
Lineage: Eukaryota; Metazoa; Chordata; Actinopteri; Salmoniformes; Salmonidae
Exons: 6
Coding region: 1-1110 (369 amino acids)
Biological process (GO): response to bacterium
Source: RefSeq, a predicted model, not a curated record
AUGGACCCAGCGGAGGCAGCACAGUAUCGUAGCGCAUUGGCAGCACAGGGAGCUAUGCUGACCCAGCACAACCACAGCCUGCAGCAGAUCACGAGAAUCUCCGCCAUGCUGUCAAAAGGUAUCAUUACUCAGUCUGAUCUUUUGAAGACCUUCAUCACUGGAGACACAGUUGAUUUGAAAUGCUUCAUCUCUGGGACUGGUGGUGACUACUACAACUGGUUCAAACUCACAGUAGGACAAGCUCCUGUGAUGAUGCUAUCUCUUUACCUUCACUCAAAAGAUCCAACGUUCUAUGGUGAGUUUGACAACAACACUCGGUUUGCUGCAGAGAACAACGGCGACGGUUUUGUGCUGACCAUUUCAGAUGCCAAGCCAUCGGAUGUGGGGAUGUACUACUGUGCUGCACGUGUUUAUGAUUACAUGAUCUUUGGAAAUGGUGUAUUUCUGAUGCAUAAGGGUGCAGAUUCCAGGAACCAGCAUUUACUUACUCAGCAGUCUGUGUCUGAGUCAGUCCAGCAAGGAGACUCUGUGACUCUGAACUGUACAAUACACACUGAGACCUGUGCAGGAGAACACAGUGUCUAUUGGUUCAGGCAUGGCUCAGGAGAAUCCCAUCCAGGAAUCAUUUACACCCAUGGAGACAGGAGUGAUCAGUGUGAGAAGAGCCCUGAGGCUGGGUCUCCUACGCAGAGCUGUGUCUACAACCUCCCCAAGAGGAACCUCAGCCUCUCUGAUACUGGGAUUUACUACUGUGCUGUGGCCUCGUGUGGGGAGAUACUGUUUGGAAACGGGACCAAGCUGGAGAUCAAGGACAAUGGCGCAGACCCUCUUCUCUUACUGUAUUGUCUGGGCGCAGCAUUGGCUCUCUCUCUAAUCCUGAUCAUUGUCCUGACUUGCAUUAUUUACAAGAUGAACAAGAGAGCAUGUCUACUGUGCAGAGGACCCGGCUCUCAGACAAGAGGGCCAGCAGUCUCGACUUCGGAUACAAGGGGCCAAGAUGCAGACAGUCUCCAUUACGUAGCUCUGAAUCUGAGCAACAAAAAGAACAGGUCUAGAAAACAGAGAAGCAACAUGGAGGAACAGACGGUGUACUCUGGGAUCAGACAGUAAAACAAUACAACAGACGUCCAUUAAACUUCAGUAGGAGGAAACAUGGACGAAGAGACAAUGGUCAUGUACUCUGGAAUUUGACAGUAGAACUGGAUAUAUGAAACAAUUUCCCCUUCAUUCUAGAAAGCUCUUUAACUAGCUCUAGCUUAACUUGCUCUAUAUGAACGCUGCAGUAAAAUGUGAU